AGGGAGGGCAGGGCUGGGCGGGCCGGUGCGUGGGGGCGGGAUUGGCUGCCGGCUCCGGGGCUGUCUCCAGGCUGGCUGCUCUGGGGCGCACUUUCCGUCCCGACCUCGGCGGCGUCUCAGAGGACACGCUGGACAUGACGCCCCCCUGGGUCCCCGCGGUCGGCUUCACCCUGUUCCCGAGCGUCGGCGGCAUCCUGGGCUCCCGGAUCACCAGCCGCGAGGUGCCCACGUGGUACGCGACUCUGCAGAAGCCGUCGUGGCAUCCGCCCUACUGGGCGCUGGCUCCGGUCUGGGGGACGCUGUACACGGCUAUGGGGUACGGCUCCUACCUGGUUUGGAAGGAGCUGGGGGGCUUCACAGAGCAGGCCCUGGUGCCCCUGGGCCUCUAUGCGGGGCAGCUGGCUCUCAACUGGGCCUGGCCUCCCUUAUUCUUCGGUGCUCACCAAAUGGGCUGGGGCCUGGUGGAGAUCGUCUUGACCAGUGGGGCUGCAGUGGCCACCACCCUGUCCUGGUACCCCGUGAGCCCGACGGCCUCCCGCCUCAUGUACCCUUACCUGGCCUGGAUGGCGAUGGCCACCACCCUGAAUUACUGCGUCUGGCGGGAUAACAAGGGCAAGCGUCGCCGUGAUUCUGAAUAAAGGAGCGCCGAGUUCCUGGGUCUGAGAUGGGCCUUGGUAAGGCUCCCACUUAGGGGGCCAGCUUGGCGAAGAACACGUCCUCUCUGCAGGCAGGGGCCCCUCAAAAGGUGGCCUCCCAUCCAAACAUUCUCUACUGGUGUCUUAGGAUCCAAUGGAAAGAUUGGGCCAUGCCUAGUUCCAGCGUUCUAAACGACCUGGGACGCCACCAAGCCACAUUGGGGCCGCCAUUUUGGUUUUGCUGUAGUGACUCACCAGCCCCCACUCUUAUGUGCAAAAUAAAGUUCUAAACAGUG
This is a messenger RNA of Monodelphis domestica (gray short-tailed opossum), 931 nucleotides long. RefSeq names its product translocator protein (gene TSPO). The record is from RefSeq and is a predicted model, not a curated record. Lineage: Eukaryota; Metazoa; Chordata; Mammalia; Didelphimorphia; Didelphidae. Gene Ontology annotation, molecular function: cholesterol binding. Gene Ontology annotation, cellular component: endoplasmic reticulum; membrane.